Colletotrichum orchidophilum is the source of this 237-nucleotide messenger RNA. RefSeq lists its product as uncharacterized. The transcript has a single exon. Bases 1 to 237 code for a protein of 78 amino acids. NCBI's taxonomy places the organism in Eukaryota, Fungi, Ascomycota, Sordariomycetes, Glomerellales, Glomerellaceae. The record is from RefSeq and is a predicted model, not a curated record.
AUGUUGUCCUCAAUGUACUCAAACAUCUUUGACAAGGACUACGUCCCAGCCUACAUCUCAGACGAGGAUUCAGGCGUCUACUCAAGCUUGGAAGAAAAAGAAUCAAGCUGUCCUCACGACGACCCUCUGCGUCCCAUUGAAAAAUUGCCCACGGCCCCUCCGACCCCACCACCUGGUCCACGUCCCGGCCCUUUCGGCCCUCGCCCGGAUGUGCCCACGCCCCCGCCGAGCCCCUAA